AUGCUCCCUCUCAACAACACCGACUACUUCACGAUUACACCUGCUCGACACUUCAGUCACUUCUCGGACGAAACGCCCUGCUGCUCACCUACGUUCAGUAGUCCAGAGGAACAGCCAGUAGCAGACCCUGCAAACCCAUUGCUUGCAUAUCGCGAGUCAUAUCUGCCAACCAUACCUCAACCAGCGAACGUCAUGCAAGUGCAGACAUCAGCCGCACACGGGCAAACACCGAGCAGGCCUCGUCCAACUCCGGUCCAGCAAAACGUACUCUACGUCAGCGAUUCAGACUCUGGCAGUGACUCGAACUCCUCCAUGGGUUCGGGCAUGAUGUCUCCGCCCGAGCUCGCAAGAUGCUCGAGGUGUCAGCGUACACCUAGCCUCGACCUCAAUACUCGCAGGAGCAACAUGGUCCAAUAUGGUCUCAACCUUUGGUACUGCACUCGUUGUGCAGGCAUGGUUGGCAUGACGAACCGCUGA
This is a messenger RNA of Baudoinia panamericana UAMH 10762, 477 nucleotides long. RefSeq lists its product as uncharacterized. NCBI's taxonomy places the organism in Eukaryota, Fungi, Ascomycota, Dothideomycetes, Mycosphaerellales, Teratosphaeriaceae. The record is from RefSeq and is a predicted model, not a curated record. The transcript has a single exon. The coding region runs from base 1 to 477 and encodes 158 amino acids.